GAAAAAAUGAACGAGAGCCAGCUGGAUGGGGUCCACUGGGCCAACACACGGUUCAACGCGAGCGAGUUGACUCGUUGAUCUCGACUCAUAACUCGUAACCACGCUUCCAAUCUCAACCUUUCUUUCUGAUUUGGCAAACACGGUGGAGGAUGUCGGAAGGGAACCAGAUCGACGAUUCCAAAAACGACGACGUUGCAGAGGAUGAAUCUUCUCCGGUUCAACGCGACGAACCGGAAGAGAAGAUCCGUAAACGGGACCACAUCGACAUCCUUUCUCACCCCAACGUGAUGAGGCUUCUGAACAAGCAAGGUGAUCAGAUUGUUCUAUUUGCAGAUAAAGUUUUGAAGUUCACUGGUUCUGGGAAGAUGAAAUACCGAUAUCUGAUGAUUACGGAUUUUGCGGUUUACCUAAUUGACCCUGAAACUGAUUCCCUCAGACGGAGGAUAGCCCUUGCGGCGGUUGAGAAAAUUUGUGUCAGUGAGUUAACUGAUAACUUUCUUGUAGUUAUAAUUCCGACAGAGUAUGAUUUGCUCAUAGCUAGCGCUAGAAAGAAUGAAAUCAUCACUGCCUUUGUUGAAGCUUAUGAACCUGAGGUCGUUUCUUCCAAUAGGUUUGAGUAUAAUGCAGCAUCCAACAUGGUUAAGGAGAUUGAAUUUGAGGAAAUUGAAGGUACGUGGAGGAUUCUUUUUUCCUCUAAUUUUUUUAAGGUGGGGCAAUGUGCUUGGAAGGGGAAUUAAUGAUCUAGGCGGUGUCAAAACAAAAAUUUUGAGGAAGUGAAUUUCUUUUGUAUUUUCGUGACAAUGUCUGUAACUUGCUGGAUAUACGUACAGGAAAUUAUUGUUGAGCGAUUGUGUAGAAAAGGUUCUUCUUACAAGUUUAAGCAAACUGCACGGGUGAAAUUACCACCGUAUAUGCUUUAAUCUUUUAUGGCAUGUUUGGAUUAUUGUUCCUUAUAUAUUGAAUUUACUUUCGGAGAA
Molecule: messenger RNA, 977 nt
Organism: Vigna umbellata (rice bean)
Lineage: Eukaryota; Viridiplantae; Streptophyta; Magnoliopsida; Fabales; Fabaceae
Source: RefSeq, a predicted model, not a curated record